AUGGGAGCACGUUUAUUGCCCGCGGUCGUAUUAGUGUUGGAAUUACUACAGUAUGCAGACGGUCUGACGUGCUACAUGUGUCCACCAACCCGGGGAGAGACAGCGGAGGAGGCCAACAUUGAGUGCCUCGCCCUUGGACAGGAAAUGUCGUGCGCGCAGGAUCAGGACCGAUGCUAUAGCCGAUUCGAGAGCUCCCGGGGGAUGGUGGAGAAGGGAUGCAGCCGCAGCACCCUCUGUAUCGGGACGACUUCAUGUUGCGAAAGGUCCUUCUGUAACGCAGAUCCAAAGACGUCACAGACCGGGUAUGGACGUCCGUGCGAUGACGUCGACGACUGUAUUCAGGGAGGAGCGGAAAUGACGUGUGCGCGCGAUGUGCCUAGCGACUCAACAGAGUUUUGCUUAUGUGCAGACGACAGUUUUCAAAGAGGGUCCACGUGCAAGAGAAAAAGUAUUCCCCAAGGUGCGUGUGUGGAUACGUACCAGUGCAUUGACGCCAACAGCACGUGCGUAAGAGAACGUUGCACGUGUACGUACGGGCUUUUCGCUAACGGAUCCGUCUGUGAUCCACAAACGGGACUGGGCGGAUCGUGCACGGUGGAAUGGGAGUGCCGUGGCCGCCACACGUCAUGCACGGCGGGAACAUGCACGUGUCAGUUUGGCUUCUUGCAUGUCAACGGCACGGACAAUUGCUCGGGCACUAAAGGUUUAGUUCUGGCCCAAGACACCGGUCUAAUGGUGACACUAGCUGUUGUGAGCGUGAUGUUAGCUUCCUUUCUGCACCAAUGA
Molecule: messenger RNA, 786 nt
Organism: Mya arenaria
Lineage: Eukaryota; Metazoa; Mollusca; Bivalvia; Myida; Myidae
Product: adhesion G protein-coupled receptor E2-like
Exons: 7
Coding region: 1-786 (261 amino acids)
Source: RefSeq, a predicted model, not a curated record